Colletotrichum phormii is the source of this 582-nucleotide messenger RNA. RefSeq lists its product as uncharacterized. NCBI's taxonomy places the organism in Eukaryota, Fungi, Ascomycota, Sordariomycetes, Glomerellales, Glomerellaceae. The transcript has a single exon. Bases 122 to 319 code for a protein of 65 amino acids. The record is from RefSeq and is a predicted model, not a curated record.
CCUUAUCUCUACUUCUUCUUCUUGUCGCCGGCAUCUGGGUCGUACUUUUCCUUCCAGAUCCUAUUGGGUUUUGCGGGUGGUCAGCCUUGGGUACCACAGAGGAAAUUCUAGCCACGGGGUGAUGCCUGAUUGUGUGGGCAAUGGCGUCAGGAUCGCAAAGAUAGGGGGAAGAACAGGGCAAGCAGGCAGAAAGAAAUCGGGACGAAUUACGCCCCCGGGAAGCAGCAUCGAGUCUUUCGCGGGCGUUUCUGGGGAACGCGGCGCAGCGCAGGAGGGGCUUGCAGCGGCGGGUUACCGCGUGCAGCUCCGGGAAAGCUGACUGACACUGUCAUCCAAGAGGAUCGAAUGACAGGGCGAGCUUUCGCAUUUGGGGGGAGGCAGACAGGUUAAGAAAGCCUUGGGAGCCUAUCAAUACCGCAGCGCGCAAGUCAUCCGCGACAAGGGAGCUGCAGCUUUCCCCCUCCACCACCAGCGAUGCAUGCGCCGGAUCCAACUCUGGGGAAACCACCAACGAACCAGUGGAUAAGAAAGAAAGAAAGAAAGGAACAGACAGGCUCGACUUACCAUGAAUUGCCUAGUGUU